This is a messenger RNA of Hibiscus syriacus, 495 nucleotides long. Its product is annotated as E3 ubiquitin-protein ligase RING1-like. Gene Ontology annotation, biological process: protein ubiquitination. The transcript has a single exon. The coding region runs from base 1 to 495 and encodes 164 amino acids. Gene Ontology annotation, cellular component: cytoplasm. Gene Ontology annotation, molecular function: ubiquitin protein ligase activity; zinc ion binding. The record is from RefSeq and is a predicted model, not a curated record. NCBI's taxonomy places the organism in Eukaryota, Viridiplantae, Streptophyta, Magnoliopsida, Malvales, Malvaceae.
AUGGCGGAGGCUCCCACCCAAACCCAACAACCUCGUCCGAUCAUCAACGUUGUUUUCCACCUUGGCGGCGGUGGAGCGGACGCUGGAAAUAAACCCGGGGCGGCGCCGGCGUCAAAAGCUUCCAUAGAAGCAAUGCCGAAGAUAAAAGUGAAAGAGAGUGGUAGAGAUUGUAGUAUUUGUUUGGAAGAGUUUGGAGUUGAUGAGGAAGCUAGGGAGAUGCCAUGCAAGCACGUAUUUCAUUCGGGUUGUAUUCAGAAGUGGUUGCAGAUCCAUGGUUCGUGUCCGAUUUGCCGGUUUUUGAUGCCCGCCGAUACGGUCGAAACCGGAGGCGGUGAUGGUGGUCGGAGAAGUUCGGAAGAUGCGGAGGUUACUGGUUUGGAGUUUUUACAUAUGCUUUUAUCUUUUGCUAGCCAGACAAUCUUGAUAGGUGUGGGUCGGGGUUCACAUCAACCUGGUUCGAAUCCUGUUGAUGAUGAUGAUACCUCUUCGAAUUAA